Ilex paraguariensis (yerba mate) is the source of this 639-nucleotide messenger RNA. NCBI's taxonomy places the organism in Eukaryota, Viridiplantae, Streptophyta, Magnoliopsida, Aquifoliales, Aquifoliaceae. The record is from the annotation of a GenBank genome assembly.
GAGCCCACUGUCCUCUCCCACCCUUAUCUUCUUUCACUCUUCUUUUGCUCCUUCUUCUUCACUCAGGUUGAAAAUCUCUGUUUUCCUUCCACAGUUCAUAGCUAUGGAUAGUGAAGUCACCAAGCCCAAGCCAAAGCCAGUGAUGAUAGAUAACUUUGAAAUGCCAAAGAGAGGGAAUAAGAUCAAAGCCAACGUAUUUUGGGGCCCGAGAAAAUCUGGGAACAAUACGACAACAGGGGAGAAUGAAAAAAGGGGCCAGAAAGCCACGGCGAAAGCUUGAAUUCUGCAACCCAGUGGGGAAGCUAGCUAGUAUGACCCUGAUUAAAGAAGCCCUGAGAGAGAGAGAGAGAGAGAGAGAGCGUGUUUAGCAAUUAUGAAGUAUUAUGUGGAUUCAGGGUUACAGAAGGUCUCUAUAUGAAUGUCUUGUAGUAUGUAUGGUUCUAUUCUGAAUAUUUUCUUAUGUCUUGUUUUGGCUUAUUCAUAAGAAAACUUCCAUUUUCUUCUUCUUCAACAUCCCAUAUCUAAUUACUAGAACAUGUUUGUGCACCUCAUCAUACUCCCUUUGGGUUUUUUGUAUGAGAGAGAAUUGUAGAUUUGUAUUUCUUUAUCCUAGUAAGAUUUGGAGAGGCCAAAUUGCUC